Messenger RNA from Phytophthora infestans T30-4, 6570 nucleotides. RefSeq lists its product as uncharacterized. Gene Ontology annotation, molecular function: protein binding; metal ion binding. The transcript has 3 exons. Lineage: Eukaryota; Oomycota; Peronosporomycetes; Peronosporales; Peronosporaceae. The coding region runs from base 1 to 6570 and encodes 2189 amino acids. The record is from RefSeq and is a predicted model, not a curated record.
AUGAGCAGCCGCCAAGGCGAGUGGCAGCGCGUGCAGGACGCGCAGGGGCGCUAUUUCUACGUGAACCACGCGACCCGCGAGACGUCAUGGCACUUGCCUACAGCUGAUCUUCCACCGGGCUGGGAGGAGCUCAUUGACGGCCAGGGACGAGUCUAUUUUGCGAACCACAACUCGCGUACAACCACGUGGAUGGACCCCCGUGUGGCCGCCGCCCGACGCCGUACACGCGGCCAGUCGGUGGCGUCAUCGCGAACUCCGUUAAGGAAUAAUAUUCCUCCGGUUGACAAUGCUAGAGAACGCUCACCGACGUACGAGGACCCGCGACGCGCGUCCGGCGGCAGCGCCGGAUCCCGUUCAGACGCCGCCAGCAACAGCUUCACUCGCAGCGGCAAGAGCAGUGGAGGCAAUUUAUCGGCGGGCUCUCCGUCGUCAUUGGGUGCUCCGAGGGAUACGGCCGACCAAACGAUCCGGAUGAACACGUCCACGCUUCUGGAGAGAUACAGGGACGAGGCCAAUCUGGGCGACACAGCGGUGAUGCAGACCACCGAGUCGACAGCGCUGCCCGUUGAUGCUGAGGAGUGGUUCACAGCCCACUCGGAGGAUUUGUCGAGGCGCUCCAGUGGAGAGAAGAAGGAAUCAGAGCUGGAACAGGCGACGACGGAGAAGGAGGAGACGUCGUCUGCGGACCACCACCAACAGCAACAGUUGCGAGUGUCGGGUGCGCGAGGCAGCAGCUUCAACACGGGCGACGUCCAGAUGGUGCUGCGACGUUAUUUCGCGCCGAACUUCGUGCGCGACGACGAAUCCCCGGCGUGUCGGCAGUGCAGUAUGCGAUUCGGCACCUUUCGGCGCCGUCACCACUGUCGUCUUUGCGGCAAUGUUUACUGUGCUGACUGUACGACCAACAAAGUGAAGCUUCCCAUUGAAGCUCCUUCGUACGACAAGGAACAGCCAGUGUGCACGCGCUGCUUCCGCAACGUGCAAGCAGGCGAUUUUUUCAGUAUUGUGGGGCUACGUCACAAGCUGGACGAUCCGUCGUCUACUGUCGAUGACCGGGUCGAACAGAUCAUGCAACUGGCCAUGACUUUGUCGGCUGGGCGACCGGAGACGGACGGGAACAUGGGACUGCAUCGCGUCGCACAGCUCAACGACGUGGAAGCAGCUGGAGGUGUGGCGUCCUUUUGCCAGUUGCUAAAGACUGAUGUUGAGCCACUGCAACAAGCUGCACUGGAGAUGCUGGCGAACCUGAUUGAGCUUGAGAACAGCGCCGGCAAUGAACUGUCGGCUGGCGAGGCCUUUGCGAACUCAGGCGCGUGUGCGCAAUUGGUGAAAGUCAUGGGGAACCGCGUGAUGGAGCAGCAGCUAGGCCGCAGCGUGCGUCCGGAGGUGGAGCGCAUGGCUCUUCGUCUUGUGUACCACCUCUGUCAGUCGACAACGUGCCAGAACGCACUGCGCAGAGCUGGUGGAGGCUCCCGAUUGCUGGAAUUGCUGUCGGUAGACUCGCCCUCGUCUCUGGAGAUGCGCGUGGAAGCGGCGCGUUGUCUGAAGCGUUUUGUGCAGAAGAAUGCUGAGAACAUCACCGAAAUGACUCAAAACAAGGGCGUGUCGUUGCUGUGUACUCUACUGGGAGACUUUAUCGAGCUGCGCGCUGGCAGCUCUUUAGGCAAUAGCGGAGUUGAAGUGCCUCGAGAUGAGUCGCAUGAAGUCGGGAUGGAGGCCAUUCUGAGCACCAUCUGUGAAUGUAUCCACUUUGCAGACAAUGGAGCGUCACAGGUGCAACGUGGCGUGCAGCAGAUUCCUUCGGACAGCAUCCACUCGUUCGUUACGGUGCUGCAGAAGGGAGAUCGCGUGAACCGCAUGCUGGCGUCACAAGUUUUGAUUCAGGUGUCGAAGGAGCCGUCGCUCAUUACGAUCUUGGCCAAGGAGCAGGAAUUUAUCAAGGAAAUCAUGUGGAUGCUCGAUAGUGACGAAGACUACACUGUCGCGUCGGAAAUUCUGUGCGGGCUUUGCUCCACGAUGCCUAAGCAGUCUCUGAGCGAUACUGCCCCUGGAGAGAACGUGGAGGACGCACACGAGCAGGUUCUGAAGGUCAUUUACGACUUGGAAGUGUUCGAUCUUGUGCUGAAGAAGCUGAACGCUUGCGUUGUGGGCGAGAAGCAGCUUGUGGGUGAGAUCACGUUUCAGAGGAAUUUACUUGGAAUUACAAUGAGCUACAGCGCUGAGUCUGCGGCGUACGUGGACUUCAUUUGCUCGCGCAACUGUGUGCCCACUCUGUCGGCCUUCUUGCUGUCCCGCAAGGAGCGACUGAUCCCGCUGUGCGCGCAGACUUUGAUGAAUCUCUGCGAGUUCAACCCCAGCAUCUUCGACGAACUGUACGACCGAAACGUGUCAGAUUUCUUCCAUCGUCUACUGCAGACACCUCCCGACGAGAAUCGGCUCUCAGCUCUACGUUAUUUCCGCGCUCUUGUUGACAACAAGCGGCCGUUCUCUGUUGGCGUACUGGACACACUCUUCCUGAUGGCGUCCGGGAGAGACGAGGUACUGAAGGCCGGCAGUCUGGACGUGCUUGCCCAUCUGAGCGGUGUCAAAUCCAUUGAAGCUGUGCUCGAGCCACUGGAGGAGCCUCCGACUCCGGAAAUUGGGGAAAUGGUGCAGAAACUACAGGAACGCGUCGUUGGUGUGGCGUAUUUUCCCGUUCUGAUGACUAUCGCGUGCUCUUCAGGCGAUACGGAUAUGCGCAGCAAUGCUAUCAAGUGUCUAAGCUGUGCUGUUGGAGGCGGAGAGGAGCUCGUUGCUCGCAUGCUCGACCAAGAGAUGCUGCGGGCCUUCUGGAUGGGUCUGCGUCGAUGGAUGGACGUGCCGGCAGAUGAACUUACACCCGUGGAGAUGCAGCUAAACAAGGCUCUGUUGCAGCUCUUGUACUUGGUGCUGAAGAUGGCGUCUUCACGUAUCGCGUCCAUGGGCGAGGACCAAGUGACGAACCUUGUGACUGUCGUGACGGAAUUCAUCGUGUCGCAGCCCAGUCGACUGGUCAUGGGCAUCCGUAUCAUCCGUCUUCUUAUCACGCACGCUGCGUGGAAAGAUUCAUUUGUUGCGCUGUAUGCUGUAGAAUCGACCUCGACGGGUCUCAAGUUCUUGCAAGCGCUCAUGAACGGCAUCGAACAGUCCAGCAUAACGGCGAAAGAGGACAGUGAGAACACAGUGUUCGACGACUCGGUCGCUGUUUUGAAGGAGCUCAUCAAAGACCCGCAACAGUUCGAGGAAGACGACGACCAAGGUGGCGUUGCGAUGGCCAACGAUGCGAUUGUCAACCUGAUCAUUAGCGCCGGUGUCCACAUUUCGCUGCUUGAGCUACUGCGGGACAACGCUGUGCGAGAAAGUAUCAGGAAAACACAAGGCUCGGUUGACUCCGAGGCGGAUGAGAAGAGCGAGGAGAGUCACGAGUACGUGGUGACCCGAGCGCUCGAGCUUUUGGACCUACUGGCACGCUCGCGUCGGAUUCGGUUGCUCAUUCUGGAGGCUGGCACCGCCCUGGACGCCUUAGUGACUGCGUAUGAGGCCACAACGGACGACUACGCAGAGUCGUCGCCCGCACGUCAACUGAUCGCUCAGGAUCUCGGCCGAAUUCUCAUCCACUUGUCCAGUGACCCGUUGGAGUUCCGCAAGACUUUGUACGACCACCGAGCUGUUCUACCUAGCACAAUUCUGGGCAACAUUCUGUCCCCCGUUGCCGAGGUCGCUGAGACUGCCGAGGAGAUCGUGCUGAACCUCGUCGAGUCGGACUUCGCUACGUGUCCCUUGUGGGUUGAUCUGAUCGAGAGCGCUAAUGUGCGCCUGGUGUUCCGUGUGGUGGUGGUGGCAAAGCGACCGUCAGUGAAGGUCACGGCAGCUCGAAAGCUCAUUGACAUCGUCUUCUCCCACCCGGGUAUUCUCGAUGAUGAAGAGUCGGGCUUGUCGCCGGAAGAAAAGAGCUCGUUGGUGUCCAUGUUGAUCGAUUUCUUCGUCGACUUCGACCCGCGGACGUCUGUGGUGGGCGUUCUCGCUCUGACGCUUCUGCUCAAGCACGGGCAAACACUAAACGACGAGCAGAUGGAGAAGAUUGCGGUGGAUGGCACUGUGUCGCUGGUUUACUGGAUGCAGAAGGGCACAGAGCGCCACCAAGAGAACGCAGUGAAGAUCUUGCACGACGGCGUGACGGAUCCGGCUACUCUCAAGAAGUUUUACGAGCAGCUACAAGCGCCGUCGGUGCAACGGGAGACCGCGUUCUUGUUGGAGCUGGGCCAGCAGCUGCUUGAUGUAGAGACUAAGUCGAACCCUGAGGGGCUGUUCAAGCGAUGCAGGCUACUGCGAGGUCUUCUCCAAGAGACUGAUUACGAUGCGUUGCCGAGUGACUGCAUGGAAAUCAUUGAAGAGGUGAGUGCGUAUUUACUCGACUUGGUGGAGGAGAAAGGCAAUGAAUCCGAGCAUGAGGAUGAAGACGCUGAGGAGAAGAAGAUGAGGGAGAAGUUCUUGCUCGUCAUCACCGAUUUCCUGGCCGUGCUGGUGUUAUCCAGCUCCUUCCACUCCACACUGGUGCAUCAGGACGCGAUCGAGAAGCUGGCGUUUGUGCUCAACGAGCAGAAGAAGGCGACAGAGCCGUCAGCUCUGGUGGUCGAUCAAACGCGUCGUCUACUGAAGCAGCUGUGCGUCCACGAAGUUCCUCGCCUUGUUGCGUGUAAUGGCGUGGAGAUUCUGCUGGACUCUGUCAUGAAACAUGACGAGGACAGCGACGAAGGCUCCGAGCGCGUGGCUGAGAUGCUGGAGACCUUCAACUCUGUUGUGGAAUGUGGUUCAGCUGGUAAAUCUGCGCUGAUGGAUACGGAGGGCUUCCUUUCCAGCUUAGCCAGAGGUUUCAGGACAGUGUGCGGCGACCUCAGUGACGGGCACGAUACGUUGACUGAACACCUUCUCGGAACUGAUUUCGACGGCCGAAGCACCAACAUGGAGGUGGCGUGUGGACUGUGUCUCUUGGUGUUUCUACUCGCGCGUGGUGGUGGAUACCGUGAACGAGUGUUUAAAGAAACAGCUCUUAUGCAGCACAUUGUGACUAUGCUGGCAUGGUUCCCGUCCAUCUUUUCCACGAACGACAAGGCCGUGACGCCGGAGCUGAAGGCGAAGUUCGGCUUGAUAUUCGCGUCGGGACUUCCCUUCCUUGAAGCUGCUCUAGUGUCCGUCGAAGGAUCGUUGUUGGAGUCCGAGGACAAGGAGCUGUUCUUCAAGGGCACUUUGAGUGUGUACAGCAAGACAUUAAGAACAUUUGCAGAUGGCCACGAGGCAUCGGACCUCUUCCUUACUGCGUGCGAAGGACUGAAGAGUUUUUUCUUCAGUGACAGUGCCGCGUCUGUGUUGGCGGAGGAGGGACAGAAGGAGCUGGAGACGCUGUUGAAGGAGCAGGUUUUCCAGUCUCUCAAGGCAGCGAUCUACUCGAUGGACUGUGUGGUGGCGCUGUUGGAGAUCGCAGUCGCCGUGGUUCCUGCUCGCGCCGUGACGCCAGACGAGGAGAAGGAACCGGCACGAAGCUCGUGGCUCGUCGCUGGAGUGCUCCACGCGCUCUUCAACUUCGACGUCUUUGGAGACGACCUGGAUGUGUCGGUGCUGUUCACUUUGUUGCGACGCUUCUGCUCGUCUGCAACGAUUCGCAACUCCUUGUACGAACACGUGGACUACGAUCGACUUGUGGAGAUUUUGGUGGCUUUCGCUCAAGAUUCUAAGUGGCGACGAUGGCGUAAGUAUGCGCUGAGUAUGCUGCUGUUACUUGGAGAGGAUGGCGCGAUGGAACAUGUGAGUCAUGACAGAGGAACGAUGCCGAUGCUACAAGCAUCCACGGCCAGUUCGUUCCGCAACCGCGACAGUGAACAAUCCACGUGCGCGACGCGCUGUUUCCACUGUCGCCAGGUGGUGCAUGCCCCUUUGCUAGCCAAUCUAUGCGUCAUGCCGUGUCCGUAUUGUCAGAAGGCGGUCGCGGUCGCUUCCGAUAGCUCUUACUCAGCUGUCGACACGCUUCCGUCCGUCGUGGAGCACAAUGGCAGCAUCACUCUCGACGACGGAGCACUGUCCAAGAUCUCCUCAGACGGAUCCGACUUUGUCUGUGUCAACUGUAACAAUGUGCUCGAACUUCCCGAUGGUCUCGGCCCUUCCGAGAUCGUGUGUCCGCACUGUCUACAGCUCGCGUCUGUCAAGAAGACAAGCCAGUCAGUGCUGCCAGCGUUUAGUAGCGAGAAGAAACGGUCGUCAGCGUCGUCGGUGCACUCUGUGGAGUCAGGAGCAAGUUUGCCCAAAGACCCGUCCAUAUCGGGCAUCGACGUGCGGGACACCAAGGUGGUGAGCUGUGGACACUGCGCCAAACAUCUGAUCGUGAAGAACGGAGCGUCUGCAGUGAAAUGUCCAUCGUGUCACGGAGUCUCCAAGCUGUCGACCACGACGACUCAAGAAAUGAUGCGAUGCAAGAAUUGUAACACGCUGCUGAGCCUGCCUGCCGGUGCCAGAGCGUACAAGUGUAUGAAGUGCCUGCAGACGACGCGACUAUCGUAG